AUCCCCCUGUUCCCGCUCUCACAUAUCUAUGUAUUGCGUCAAUCUACACUGAUUCCCGGUGAAGAAUCCUUAAGAACCUCUUUACAUCUUCUGUAACUCUGCUUUUAGUCGUAGAAUUCACGUCAACAUCGUCAGUUUUAUGUUUCACCCUUGUUCUGGAUAGAUGUUUUCUUGGCUUCCGCGGUCUUUACCUCGACUCCCGCUUGGGCGAACAUGGAAGCCCCUCAACUUCUCUAAUGCGAAUUUCGGCCGUAUCUCUCCAAGUCAAACAAUUGAAGAGGAAGCCCUACCCGAUUAUAUUCCCGCACGCUACUAUCCUACUCGAAUCGGCGAAGUAAUCAAGGACCGAUAUCAAGUCAUCGGAAAAUUGGGAUAUGGAGCCACCUCAACUGUAUGGCUUGCGCGAGAUAUGAAUUGCCGCUCUUAUGUGACUCUCAAAAUAUUUAUCAAGGCUGCUUCCAUGGGGCGACAGCUGGAUGAUGAGCUCAAGAUGUAUCAACGGAUUGACAGAGCCUCAAAGCAUCCAGGUCGCAACGCGAUCAGGCCUCUGCUCGACUCUUUUCAUAUUGACGGCCCCGAAGACAAGCAUCAUUGUCUUGUUCAUCCCCCAUUAUUUGAGAGUGUCUGGGACUUCCUCCAUCGUAACCCCGUUCAGAGGUUGCCUAAACCAGUUCUAGCCUUUACGCUUCGACAGGUGUUUCUAGCGCUAGACUAUCUGCAUACAGAGUGCCAGGUUAUCCAUACUGACAUCAAGGCGAAUAACAUCAUGUUUGAACUCGCUGACAAUUCAGUCUUCAUCAAGUUUGAAGAGGACGAACUCCAAGAUCCUUCUCCAAGAAAGGAGCUAGAUGGAAGAGCAAUCUUCCUCUCCCGAGAGCUCGAAAUGAUUCCGGGAAAACUAGGCGCCCCCGUUCUAUGUGACUUUGGCUCGGCUAUGUUGGGUGAUAUAGAACAUUUAGAAGAUGUCCAGCCUGAUAUCUACCGAGCGCCAGAGGUAAUUUUGGAAGUUCCAUGGUCUUACAGUAUUGACAUUUGGAAUGUAGGGUGCAUGAUCUGGAACAUCUUCGAAGGUGGCUCUUUAUUCACAGGCCAUGAUCCUGAAUUCCAGACAUACCGGAGUAGAGCGCAUCUUGCUGAGAUGAUAAAUCUCCUUGGCCCUCCUCCACCCAGUCUUCUUGCCCGGGGCAAGCAAAGCCAAAAGUUCUUCUCCGGAUCGGGUGAAUUUCGUGAGGCAACUUUAUUACAAGAUCUUACUCCGCUCGAACAGAGGGAAACAACCCUUGAAGGCGAGGAUAAGGAGAGCUUUCUACGUAUGAUGCGAAGGAUAUUGCAGUGGGAGCCAGAGAAGCGUAGCUCUGCGAAAGAGCUUGCGGAGGACGAAUGGAUUCGCAAGCAAAUCGGUCUAUAAAUUAAUUCUCAACGCGUUUCAAACUCCUACAAAGUCCCCAGAAGGAAGGAGAUGGCGAC
This is a messenger RNA of Aspergillus pseudotamarii, 1467 nucleotides long. Its product is annotated as kinase-like domain-containing protein. Gene Ontology annotation, biological process: regulation of mRNA processing; protein phosphorylation; spliceosomal complex assembly. Bases 164 to 1408 code for a protein of 414 amino acids. The record is from RefSeq and is a predicted model, not a curated record. The transcript is spliced from 4 exons. Lineage: Eukaryota; Fungi; Ascomycota; Eurotiomycetes; Eurotiales; Aspergillaceae. Gene Ontology annotation, molecular function: protein kinase activity; ATP binding.